Messenger RNA from Lentinula edodes (shiitake mushroom), 1105 nucleotides. RefSeq lists its product as uncharacterized. The record is from RefSeq and is a predicted model, not a curated record. Bases 23 to 862 code for a protein of 279 amino acids. Lineage: Eukaryota; Fungi; Basidiomycota; Agaricomycetes; Agaricales; Omphalotaceae. The transcript has 3 exons.
GCCACGUGGCCCUUCUUGAUUUAUGCCUCCAUCGCGUCUAAGCACCGUAUUCGACCUUAGCAGUCUCCGGCUUCAUACAGAUGGUUCGCUCGUUCAACAGACCACGAAAAAUAACAACUUGCGUUCCUCGAAACGCACUGUACGGGAUACUCACGGUAAUUGGAUGGCUAAAGAUGCCGGAGGAUUAACUUUUGUGCCCAAGUACCGGAAAGUUUUACCUAUGCAACGGGAAGACGAAGGGAAAGGAAGUAUCACAGAAGACUAUCUGGAUAAUGCCGCGCCUAGAGUGGAUUUCUUUGCGCAACAGCCUACCUUGAAGACUUCUCGAGCCCGGAAACGGCGAAAAUUCGCAACCGACGAAGAGUAUCUCGCGCCAAUGUUGCCUCUGCGUGGUAGCUCUGCUCUCAAGAAUGACUCGGAGUCUAUAUUGCAGCCUCAACUGGCACAUCCUUCAUCAGACCUCUUAAAAUGCAUACAUUACUAUGCAAGUAUGUAUUAUGACGAACGAGGAUUGCUGUUAAAUGUCUCGCGGCAGUAUCGUAAAGAAAGAAAAGCGCGGAGACUUGCGAAACUGGCUCAGGAUGGAAGGACUGCUCGCACGAAAACGAGAUCGUCAUCAGAUACGGGUAAAUUUUCUGGUUUGGAGGAAGAUGCAAUCAUCGAUGAUGAGGAUGGCGACGAAGAAUCAGAAAGGGAUCAUCAGGAGGAACCUACGAAAGCUCCUGUGCGCAGAAAGGAUCAUGAUAUAGCCGACAUGUACAAGACGAUGGACGGUUCUGCUCUAAUAGCAAUAGGAAUGCUGCUGCAGGAACACAUUAACGAACUUUUACACCCACAAACAGUCUCCAGCGCAGAAUUAUAGGAACGAACAAUACACCUUCAUAUGAUCAUGAUAUGAGUGAUAAUUCGGGCUAUGACUUAUACAUGGUACAUACUUCCACACUUGAAUACAUGUAUUCCUGUUUCAUUCAAAUUGACGAAAAUCUUCCACUCAAUGAACAUCUGUUGGUAACUACAUGGAACUCAUCCCCUUAGAAGAUUCCCAAGAAGCCCCCGGCGACUUCGUUCUCAUUCAAGUAUCUCAAAAGCCUGACAUAUGAAGGGG